AAUUACUUCUGGAGUUUUCUAGGAAAUUGAUAAUAUGGAGAUCUAGAAAGAACAUCCAAAUUAAAAAUUAACGACUAAAGAAGAAGAAGAAGAGGAGGUGGAAGAAGAAGAGGAGAAAGAAGCAGCAGCUGCCAAAAUACUAUAUCUACUUGGAAAUAAUAUUUUUCUAAAUAAUUCCUGGGUUGAAGAAGUUACAAUUAUAAUUACACAUCAUUUAGAAAUGAACAAGAGUCCUACAUAUCAAAAACUAGUGGAGUUUUGCUAAAGCAGUACCCAAAGGAAAAUUUGAAAGCAGGAAGAUUGCAAAUCAAGCUAGAGGAAGAAUAACAUUACAGUGUUUCUGCCAACUUUGCACAAAAGAUAAUUUUACUUGUGUCACAGAUGGGCUCUGCUUUGUCUCUGUCACAGAGACCACAGAUAAAAUUAUACACAAUAGCAUGUGUAUAGCUGAAAUUGACCUAAUUCCUCGAGAUAGGCCAUUUGUAUGUGCACCGUCUUCAAAAAUGGGGUCUGUUACUACAACAUACUGCUGCAGUCAGGACCACUGCAAUAAAAUAAAACUCCCAACUGGCGGCCCUUUUUCAGGAAAGCCAUCACCUGGCCUUGGUCCUGUUGAACUGGCAGCUGUCAUUGCUGGACCAGUCUGCUUUGUCUGCAUCUCACUCAUGUUGAUGGUGUAUAUCUGCCAUAACCGUACUGUCAUUCACCAUCGUGUGCCAAAUGAAGAAGAUCCUUCAUUAGAUCGCCCUUUUAUUUCAGAGGGUACUACAUUAAAAGAUUUAAUUUAUGAUAUGACAACAUCAGGUUCUGGAUCAGGUUUACCAUUGCUUGUUCAGAGGACAAUUGCUAGAACUAUUGUGUUACAAGAAAGUAUUGGCAAAGGUCGAUUUGGAGAAGUUUGGCGAGGAAAGUGGAGAGGAGAAGAAGUUGCUGUUAAAAUAUUCUCCUCUAGAGAAGAACGCUCAUGGUUCCGUGAGGCAGAGAUUUAUCAAACUGUAAUGUUACGUCAUGAAAACAUCUUGGGAUUUAUAGCAGCAGACAAUAAAGACAAUGGUACAUGGACUCAGCUCUGGUUGGUGUCAGAUUAUCAUGAGCAUGGAUCCCUUUUUGAUUAUUUGAAUAGAUACACAGUCACUGUGGAAGGAAUGAUAAAACUCGCUCUGUCCACAGCAAGUGGACUUGCUCAUCUUCACAUGGAGAUUGUUGGUACCCAAGGAAAACCAGCCAUUGCUCAUAGAGAUUUGAAAUCAAAGAAUAUCUUGGUAAAGAAGAAUGGAACUUGCUGUAUUGCAGACUUGGGACUGGCAGUAAGACAUGAUUCAGCCACAGAUACAAUUGAUAUUGCUCCAAACCACAGAGUGGGAACAAAAAGGUACAUGGCCCCUGAAGUUCUAGAUGAUUCCAUAAAUAUGAAACACUUCGAAUCCUUCAAACGUGCUGACAUCUAUGCAAUGGGCUUAGUAUUCUGGGAAAUAGCUCGACGAUGUUCCAUUGGUGGAAUUCAUGAAGAUUACCAGCUGCCUUAUUAUGAUCUUGUACCUUCUGAUCCAUCAGUUGAAGAAAUGAGAAAAGUUGUUUGUGAACAGAAGUUACGGCCAAAUAUUCCAAACAGAUGGCAGAGCUGUGAAGCCUUGAGAGUAAUGGCUAAAAUUAUGAGAGAAUGUUGGUAUGCCAAUGGAGCAGCUAGGCUUACAGCUUUGCGGAUUAAGAAAACAUUGUCACAACUCAGUCAACAGGAAGGCAUCAAAAUGUAAUUCUGCAGCUUUGCCUGAACUCCACUUUUUCUUCAGCUCCGCUCCUGGGUUUUAAUUUGGGAGGUCAAUUGUUCUACCUCACUGAGAGGGAACAGAAGGAUAUUGCUUCCUUUUGCAACAGUAUAAUAAGGUCAAUUAAAACCUUCCCAGGAUUUUUUUGGACCCAGGAAACAGCCAUGUGGGUCCUUUCUGUGCACUAUGAACGCUUCUUUCCCAGGACAGUUACAAAAUGUUGUGUAGUCUACCUUUAUUUUUUAUUAAUACAAAAUGUGCUUUUUUUUUUUUUUUUUUGAUGAUUGCUGGUCUUAACUUUAGGUAACUCUGCUGUGUUGAAGAUCAUCAUUAAGGGUAAAGGAGCUGGAUUGCUGAGUUAUAUAAACAUUUCUUAUUUUUAAAGAAAGUGAUUUAUUCCUGGUUAGUACAUUCUCAGAGGAUUCUGAACCACUAAAGAGUUUCCUUGAUUCAGACUUUGAAUGUACUGUUCUAUAAUUUUCAGGAUCUUAAAACUAACACUUAUAAAACUCUUGAGUCUAAAAAUGACCUCAUAUGGUAGUGAGGAACAUAAUUUAUGCAAUCGUAUUUUGUAUACUAUUAUUGUUCUUUCACAUAUUCAGAACAUUACAUGCCUUCAAAAUGGGAUUGUACUAUACCAGUAAGUGCCACUUCUGUGUCUUUCUAAUGGAAAUUAGUAGAAUUGCUUAAAGUCUGUGUACGUUAAAACUUAAGAGUGUUUUAAUUCAAAAAGUUUAUCUGGGUAACCCAGACUUUUUCAGUUUCAUUUUUUGGAAGAGUUUUUGUGCUAUGUCAUUUGCUAUUCCAUUUUGAAAAUACCUUUCUCCUACCAGAAUGUGCUUAAACCACUAACGAAUUGAAGUGGCAUUAAUUGGUCAAUUGUUAUCAUGGUCAUGUUUGAAUAGUCUCACAUUAAGUUUUUACAUUUUAGUUGUGUUGUCUGAAGAUACUUUAAAAAACAUCAAGUAGCGCUCUAGAUGCUUAUAGUACUUUAAUAAUUUAAAAUUUGUAGCAUACAGACUAAUUUUUCUAAAAGGGAAAAUUUGUCUAGCUACUUGUGAAAUUUGUGUGGCAUUCUGUAAGCUAUUUUGUUCUUUAUCUGAUCAAAGACAGUGUUAUUUUUUUAAGAAAUGAAUUACAUUUAAAGUUAGAAUUAUGGUUAAUGUUAAAUAAUAGGCCUUUUUCUAGGAAAGUAAGGGUAGUUCAUUUGAGUGGAUAACAGGUAUACAAGAGUCAAAUUCGUUACGUUAGGAGUCAUUGUUCGAUGGGUUUUCUGUCUUUGUAACUAAAGUUAGAGUUAGUGUGGUUUUGAAGUCUCACUACACUUUGAGGAAGGCAGCUUUUAACUCAGUCUUUCCUUCUGUGUGCAGAUAUUUUAACUGCUUAAUUUACAUGGUUAUGUAAUGAAUUCACUGUAUUGUUGAGUUUGGGAGAGUGGUAGCUAAAGCAUAUUCUGAAUAUAGGUUCUCUAUUUACAAAUGUUUUUGGUCAAAUGUUUUAAGUAAGCUUGUCAUAGUCUUCUCAUAUUAAGUUGAAACUGGCUUAUAACAACUAGUUUUUACUUCUAGUGCUAAAAGUCUUUGUAGGGCUUUUACAAUUUUCAAGUUCUCUUUAUCACUGUGAUCUGAUUCUGAGAGGUGGGGAUACUAUCCUAGCUGUGAGGCAAGACACUGACUUUAUAGUGCUAUCGAUUUCCCAAUGAAAAUGUCAGAAUAACCUCUAUAGUAUUUUGGUCAAUAAGAAAUUGUGGCCAUUUACACAGAGCUGCAUUCUGAUAUGUCUUAUAUACAUAGAGUAAAUUUGAAAGACUAUUUGAUCUUAAAGCCAAAGUAAUUUUAGAAUGAAUGACAUAUUACAUAAGAAUUUAGUGUCAAUUUCAUGUGCUUAAAAACAUCAUGGGGAAAAUGUGCUUAGAGGUUAAUAUUUUGAUUCCAAAUUUGAGUUUUUUCUGUAGUUACCAUGAUUUUAUCAAAGCAAAUGAAUGAGUUUGAGAGGUCUGUUUUUAUAAUUGGAUUUCCUGUUUAAUAAAGCUCUGUGAUCAGGUACUUUUUUUUUUUUUUUCCAUUUCUAAGCCUACUAGAUCUGCUUUAUGAAAUCCAGGGACCAAUGCAUUUUAUCACUAAAACUAUCUUUAUGUAAUUUUAAGGACAUACCAAAAGUUCUUGUCUGAUUUAGAGUUGUGAUAUAUGAUUUCUCACUUUCAUAUAAGGUAAUCAACUUUUGCUGAAGAUACUCUUUAUUAAAUCAAAGAUUGAGUUACGUUAUACCUGUUCUUGCCUAAGUAGUUAAAAAUGUACUUUCGAUGAAUCAGGGAAUUUUUUAAAAGUUGGAAUUUAGUUCAAAUUGAAUUUGCAUAUUACUGCAGCUAAUUCCUUUUUAGGCUAACAGCAGUUUGAUAAACCCCAACUGGCUAAUAUUAAACAUGAAAGCAAUUUAAAGGAUGAAAUAGACCAAGUGCAGCUAAAUUCGACUAGAGUAGUAAUUUUGUCAUUAGAAACACAAGCCUCUGUUUAUACUGCCUGUCUUCACAUGCUCACCUAAGAUUCAACUUGGCUAAAAUAUAUCUUCAAGCAAAUUACCUGUCCACAUCUAUUUUGUCAAUACCCAGGAGAUACGGGGACGGGGAGGUAUGACCUAGUGGGGCGCAGACAUCCCUGGUCCUUCCUUUAAUAACUUCAGCUCCGUUUCUCCCAGCCUGCCUUCCUGCUGGUCCCUGACUCAGAUACCAUGGCCUUACCACCUCCCUUCUCCUUUCCCCUCCCCCAGCAGCCUUUUGACUGAAUAGCUGCUUUUGAUAUCUAGAGCAAAAUGGUUGAUGGAAGCUUUGGUACAUACUCUCCUUUCCUUGAGUCAUUAGAUAUCGCUGAGAGGGUUCUCCAAGUUUGGAGAUUGGGUAGAUGAUGGCCCUGCUGGAUGCGCUACUUUGACUUCAGCCUUGACCAAGGAGUGGCAGCUAUGGCAAUGGGAGUCGUGCCAAAAGCAGCAUAGCCAUUAUGUUCCCUAUAGGACAGGGUAAGGCCCAAAGAGCUAAGCCUGUAAUUCUGCUGUAAUGAUAGUGCUCAAGAAGUGCCUUGAGUCGGUGUACAGUGCCAUGGCCGUCAAGAUUUUCAAAUUUCAGUACUAAUUACAAGAUUUAAGUGGUUACUUGGCCAUUUUGGAGCUUGUGCCUGAGUUACUAUUUUUUUUUUCCUUUACAUCUGAGAACUGUCACAUAGAAUAUUUUGUAAAACGUGGCAAAGUGAUAAUUAAUAUGCAUAGGAAAAUCAGUAUCCCAUUAGACAUGUCAUAUCAGGAGUUUAUUUUUAUCCUUGCACUAAAAGAGUGAUUGUAGAUGAGCUAUUUUCUUUUGUUCCUUGACCGUGGCGGUGUUCUGGCUCCAGAGGAGGGGAUUCUGAAUAGCGGUUCUGUUACAACUUGGCAGAAAGUGCCGAUUCAGAUAUUGUUGAGACCCUAAAGAACAUUCUGGAACCUAUACUGUAGUUCUGGUGUCUGUUUUGGGGUGCCGGAACACACGUGGGCCCUCUGUCUAGGAAUGCUGGACUUCUAGGACAUUUUGAGGAUUGUCAGUACAUUUACACUUUUCAAUCCCAUUAUGCAAUCCUAUUGUAAUUGUAAACUUUAAAAAAUGUGGUUAAUAACAUUCAACCUGUUUCUUAAAGCUUAGGAAGAACUUCAGUGAACUUGUUUUUAUUUUUUUAACAAGAUUUGUGAAUUGAAUAUCAUGAACCAUGUUUUGAUAUCCCUUUUUCACAUCGUGCCAAUGGAAUGGGGUGUUUGAUAUUUCUUUAAAUGUCAAGGAGAUGCUUCAAAAUGUCAAUUGCUUUAAACUUAAAUUACCUCUCAAGAGACCAAGGUACAUUUACCUCAUUGUAUAUAUAUGUUUAAUAUUUGUCAGAGCAUUCUCCAGGUUUGCAGUUUUAUUUCUAUAAAGUAUGAGUAUUAUGUUGCUAAAUUACUCAAAUGGUACUGUAUUGUUUAUAUUUGUACCCCAAAUAACAUCACCUAUACUUUCUGUUUUCUGUAUUUUAUUGUAUUUGUGCAGAAUUCUUUUGGCUUUAUCAGUGUAAUCUCUGCCCUUUCAGAUGUGUACAGAAAAUGUCCAUAUAAAUUUUUGUUUAAGUUGAAUGAUUCUGAGAAACCUGUAAAGAGGAGAGGAAAACAACUGCAGUUCCCCAUGUUUUUAAAAACUGUAUAUUGUAUUUGUAGUAAUAUUCUGAAUGAACUGUAAAUAGGAAGUAGAAGAGUGAUACUUAUGUCAAGUCCUAACACUACAGUAGAAAAAUGGAAACAAUGCAAAUAAAUUACUUUUUUCCCCAA
Molecule: messenger RNA, 6083 nt
Organism: Pteropus alecto (black flying fox)
Lineage: Eukaryota; Metazoa; Chordata; Mammalia; Chiroptera; Pteropodidae
Gene: TGFBR1
Product: transforming growth factor beta receptor 1
Exons: 9
Coding region: 438-1754 (438 amino acids)
Biological process (GO): heart development; cellular response to growth factor stimulus; protein phosphorylation
Cellular component (GO): activin receptor complex; plasma membrane
Molecular function (GO): activin receptor activity, type I; SMAD binding; activin binding
Source: RefSeq, a predicted model, not a curated record